CCCUUUUACUGUAACACUGGGCAGAUACUGAGGGCGACUUUGCACUCUGCAGGCACCACUUGCUUCCUUCUCCGUGCCGGCCGUGCAUGCAGAGCCCAAGAUGAAGAUCGAGUUCGCCCCGCGCUCUGUGCCGCUGCAGAGGAGGCUCCAGACAGCAUCAGUGGCUCAAUGGAUCUUCAGCUUCCUGGGUCUAGCACAGUGCUGCACAGCUCUCUUCAUUGGCCUGCUGUUCACUCGUUUCUGGCUGGUCAGUGCCCUGUAUGCUGCCUGGUGGGUGAUGGACAGGGAGAAGCCCAGCAAGGGCGGGCGGCGGAUCCAGGCGCUGCGGAGCUGCGUCGUCUGGAGGUACAUGCGGGACUAUUUCCCCAUCACGCUGAUGAAGACAGCAGAGCUGGACCCUCGGCGGAACUACCUGGUGGGGUUUCACCCCCACGGAGUGCUGGCAGCUGGAGCCUUUCUCAACUUCUGCACAGAGGCAUCUGGCUUUUCUGAGCUCUUCCCAGGCAUCACCCCCCACCUGAUGAUGCUUUCUCUGUGGUUUCGCUUCCCCUUCUUCAGGGAUUAUUUGAUGAGUGGAGGCCUCAUCCCCUCUGACAAGGAGAGUGCCUCCUACGUGCUGCAGAAGCCAGAGGGAGGGAACCUGCUGGCCAUCGUCGUUGGAGGGGCGCAGGAGGCGCUGGACGCCCGGCCAGGAUCCUUCACCUUGCUGCUGAAGAACAGGAAGGGCUUUGUGCGCCUGGCCAUCCAGAACGGCACCUCCCUGGUCCCUGCCUUUUCCUUUGGGGAGAACGACCUCUUUGACCAGGUGGACAAUCCCAGGGGCUCCUGCCUGAGGAGGAUUCAGCAUUUCCUGCAGCAGAUCAUGGGCAUCUCCCUGCCCCUGUUCCAUGCACGAGGCAUCUUCCAGUACAGCUUUGGGCUGAUGCCCUACCGACGGCCCAUCUGCACCGUGGUUGGGAAGCCAAUUCCAGUGCAGAAGAAGCACAAUCCCUCUGAUGAAGAAGUUAAUCGAGUCCACCAGAAAUACCUGGAUGAGCUGUACGAGCUCUUUGAGAAGCACAAAGCUAAAUAUAAUGUCCCAGAAUACUGCCACCUGGAAUUUGUAUAGAGAGCCUUCAGCAAGGUGAAACCAUGGAGAUCAAGCUCCCAGUUUCCCACUUCUCUGGAACUCCUUCACAACCUCAACACAGUCACAGUUAACACAUAGUCCAUACAGCAUAGGGAGAAGAGCUUGAUUUCCCCAGUAUUUGCAUGAGUGCAGAGACAGGUUUUUAUUUUUUUCUCCAUGUAUGACAUAUAAAAGAUAUAAAAGAGAAGAAAAAAAAUCCCAUCUGUGGUCAGCACAAUUGAAACUCCCCAGCACAAAACUAACACUUCCAGUCUGACAUGGGUGCCAGUUUCCAAGCAGAUCUGAAUUAUUUAAAUUAUUUCCUUGGCAUUAUUUUCAUUUUGAAAUGGGAGAAUGAGCCAUCAUUUGUGAUGAAGGCAUAUGCUCUUUAAAAUAUAAUUCAUCUAAAAAAACAA
Molecule: messenger RNA, 1524 nt
Organism: Oenanthe melanoleuca
Lineage: Eukaryota; Metazoa; Chordata; Aves; Passeriformes; Muscicapidae
Gene: MOGAT2
Product: monoacylglycerol O-acyltransferase 2
Exons: 6
Coding region: 101-1108 (335 amino acids)
Biological process (GO): diacylglycerol biosynthetic process; triglyceride biosynthetic process
Cellular component (GO): endoplasmic reticulum membrane
Molecular function (GO): 2-acylglycerol O-acyltransferase activity; diacylglycerol O-acyltransferase activity
Source: RefSeq, a predicted model, not a curated record